This is a messenger RNA of Artibeus jamaicensis (Jamaican fruit-eating bat), 1215 nucleotides long. RefSeq names its product vomeromodulin-like. The record is from RefSeq and is a predicted model, not a curated record. NCBI's taxonomy places the organism in Eukaryota, Metazoa, Chordata, Mammalia, Chiroptera, Phyllostomidae. Gene Ontology annotation, biological process: sensory perception of smell. The coding region runs from base 1 to 1155 and encodes 384 amino acids. The transcript has 7 exons.
AUGCUGACCCUCUGGGCCCUGGUCAUCACACUGGCUGCCCAGGCAGCAGCAGUUGACCCGCUGAGCCUUCCUUCUGGGUUGCCAAAUCUUUCUGGAGGAAGACCCAUUCUACAAUCCGGACAGUUCCUCAGAUAUCCCCCAGUUGCAGGAAGCUCUUCCUUUAGACAACGUCCACCCGUGACGCCCCCUGUGGAUAACCAACUGACGUCCAGCAGCAAACUCAAUGACUAUCUGAACAGCACUCUGCCCCCGCAGAUUGAGGAGAUGCUCAAGUGUGCAGAGGUGGACCUGGCUGGUUUGCUUGGGACAGUGUUAGAAACAGUAACCAACUUGGACUUGCAGUCUCUCUUAGACCUCACUUCCCCCCUCAAUAUCCUUGGUGGUGGUGGCCAGAGUGGUCCCCAGGACAAGGGGACCAGCAGCAAGUCCUCUAAUCUCCCAUUGCCAUCACUCUCAAAAGCUACUGAUGCUGUCAGUAACCUGAUACCCUUGGCCCAAGGGAUCUUGGGAAGCCUAUCAUCCAAUGGUGCAAAGAGGGAUCCUGGAAGAAAAGCUGGCUCUUCUCUCCUCUCUAACCUCCCCCUGAGUGGUGUGCUCAGCCAAGUCAGUGAACCCCUGAGUGGUGUGCUCAACACAGUGGGCGAGGUCACAGAAUCCACCGAGGGCAUACUGAACAGUGUGGUGCCGGGUGGCAUCAGUGAUGCACUCUCGGGCCUGCUCGGAAAUAUUAACCUGAAAGAUCUCCUGCUGGGAUUAGAGGUUCAAAAAGCAACGGUGGAGGACAUGAUGUCAGAGAUGACAGACCAAGAGAUCCUUGUCCAAGCCUCAACUACUGCCUUCAUUGGUGGAAAAGGCCUAGUAGGACCUGUUAUCAGCCUCCUGGGAUUUCAAGUGAAUGGGGACGUGACUCUGAAAAUUGGGAUUUCCACAAACAGCACCCAAUGUGUCAACCUCCAAGUCCAGGACAUUGACAUCAAGGUCAACAAAGUGUACCUUCAGUUGGUGAAGACGGUCACAGAUACUUUGCCUCUUUCUGUCCCUGUGCCCUUGGAUGACAUCAUUUCUCAACUGCUGACAGUUAAAUUGCAAGAAAAUUUGAAAGAAGCAAAAUCAUGUGACAUUGAUCUCAGUGAUUUCACCGAAUGCAAAAACUAGAGACCUUUGGGCAGCAAUCUAAACCCAGCACACCUGAUGCCAAAGAAUUGUCGAGAAUGA